Messenger RNA from Haemorhous mexicanus (house finch), 840 nucleotides. RefSeq names its product RING finger protein 223 (gene RNF228). Gene Ontology annotation, molecular function: ubiquitin protein ligase activity. The transcript has a single exon. The coding region runs from base 1 to 840 and encodes 279 amino acids. Lineage: Eukaryota; Metazoa; Chordata; Aves; Passeriformes; Fringillidae. The record is from RefSeq and is a predicted model, not a curated record. Gene Ontology annotation, biological process: protein ubiquitination.
AUGGCCGAGCCGGCGCAGACGGGCGGCGUAGGGCAGGGCGGGCGGCGGGAGGAUGAGGCGGCGGUGGCGGCGCCGCCGGCGGCCGCCGCCCCCAGCUCGGAGGACUACGAGUGCAAGAUCUGCUACAACUACUUCGACCUGGAGCGGCGGGCGCCCAAGCUGCUGGAGUGCCUGCACACCUUCUGCCAGGAGUGCCUGAGCCAGCUGCACCUGCGCGCCGCGCAGCAUCCCCCCGCCGCCGGCGCCGAGCCGGGCCCGGGGCGCUCGCCCGGCGGCUCCCUGGCCUGCCCGCUCUGCCGCCACCGCACGGCGCUGCCCGACCACCGCGUCCACGGCCUCCCGGUCAACACCAAGCUGGCCGCCGCCUGCCCGCCGCAGCUGCGGGCCCGCGACCCGGUGCCGCAGGACCGCCUGCCGCCGCUGCCGCCCCGCCGCCCGCCCCGCGCCCGGGAGGCGGCGGCCGCGCUCGCCCCGCCGCCCCCCGCCCCCGCCGGGCCGCGCUCCUCGGGCGGCGGCUACGAGAGCUGCCAGAGCUGCAAGCGGGCGGCGCUGAGCGCCGGCUGCGUGUGCGUCGUCGUCUCCUUCCUCUCCAUGGUGGUGCUGCUCUUCACCGGCCUCAUCUUCGUCAACCAGUACGGCGGGGACGCCGCGCCCGGCGCCGCGGCAUCGCCGUCACCGGUGGGGCCCAUCUGCCUGUCGGUCGCCAGCAUCCUCGCCCUCUUCUCCGUCGUCGUCACAUGGCUCAUCUGCUGGCUCAAGUACCGGCCCGAGGCGGCCACCGGCGGGGCCACGGCCAACGGCUCGGCGCGGGGCCGGGCCGCCCGCAGGAGCGACACGUAG